ACCACCUGCUCGCUCGAAGCGACGCUGCGAACUUCGACGAGGCUCACUCGGUAAGAAGUUCGACCGGAAACGCUCUAUAUAUACGCGCGGAGCUUAAUAUGACUAUUCGCAGCUGCCAAUCCGCUAACUUUUUUUCAACUCUGAAGGUCAGCCAGCAUGGGUUCCGUUCACGUUCUGGAUGAUUAUUACCUCGCGAUUACCCUUCUCAUCACAGUCGCUUACCAGCUGUUUUUCUUCGCCAUAGCAUUUUCGCUCAAGUUCGACAAACUCACAGACUUUGCUGGGGGCACAAAUUUCAUUCUGCUUGCUGUCAUCACGCUCGCAUUCAGCGAGGCUCGUGACGAUGCACGCAACAUCGUAUGCUCGCUUUUCAUCAUGAUCUGGGGCGCCAGGCUCUCCGCCUUUUUGCUCUUCCGGAUUCUUAAGACCGGAAAAGACGACCGCUUUGAUGACAAGCGGGAUGAUUUCUUCAAGUUCCUCGGCUUUUGGGUGUUCCAAAUGCUCUGGGUCUGGACGGUGUCCCUGCCAGUCACCAUCCUGAACAGCCCCAACGUCACACGAUACGGUCAACCGAACUUCGGUACAGGUCGUGACAAUGCCGGCGUGAUACUGUACAGUAUCGGGCUAUUCAUGGAGAGCGUUUCUGACGUGCAGAAAUACUUGUUUCGAACCAAGCAUCAGCACGACGGUGCCGUCUGCAACGUCGGCCUGUUCAAAUACAGCCGACAUCCCAAUUAUUUUGGAGAGAUCAUCAUUCAAUUUUCAAUUUUUAUGAUCGCGGUAUCCCCAGCAGCGUACGGAUACACUAAGGGCGGCGGCUACAAAGCGUUGUACGCCAGUAUUUUGGGCCCAUUCUUCCUAACAACGCUGCUCUUGUUCGUUUCCGGUCUUACGCUGCAAGAACGACCUGGCGCGAAGAAGCGAUACGAGAAGGGCACCAACUGGCCUGCCUAUGCGAAAUGGCUGCACGAAACCAGCAUUCUCAUCCCGUUCCCUCCUCAGCUGUACAAGCGCAUGCCGGUUUUCCUGAAGAGGACAAUCUUCUUGGAGUUUCCGAUGUACGUGUUCGAUCCUGAAAAACACGCUGACCGGAAGCCGUCACGGGAUCAUGGAGAGGCUGAGGAAGGGCGGGCACAACAUUAGCGAACUCUUGCGAGAACAACGGAUAUUAUUCGUCAUGAUACAUCGGACGCUAUCUACAUCAUCAUGUAAUAUAUGUGAAUUCAUAAUUCGUAAGUCAAGUUCAAUCGUUGCUGGCAGGCUUCUCGCCUUAUCGCUUGCCUUCUGGUGGAAUUCCACUUUCUGGAUCCUCGUGCUUCACGCUGCGUGGUGCCGAAGCAUCAGUUCCUGACGAACCUUCGGGUACUUCCACCUCUUUCUCCAAACUCGCACUGCUUGACGUUCGUGA
This is a messenger RNA of Verruconis gallopava, 1408 nucleotides long. RefSeq lists its product as uncharacterized. NCBI's taxonomy places the organism in Eukaryota, Fungi, Ascomycota, Dothideomycetes, Venturiales, Sympoventuriaceae. The record is from RefSeq and is a predicted model, not a curated record. The transcript has 3 exons. Gene Ontology annotation, molecular function: oxidoreductase activity, acting on the CH-CH group of donors. The coding region runs from base 157 to 1143 and encodes 328 amino acids. Gene Ontology annotation, cellular component: membrane. Gene Ontology annotation, biological process: lipid metabolic process.